AUGAACAAAUGGGAUUCUGAUCCAAUUCUUGAGUACAAGGAAUCAUUGGAAAAUGAUAUGAUGAACUAUGAUAGUAUAACAGAGGAUAAUAAUGAAGAGUUUGCAGAUUUUAAUAAUCAAUCAGAUAGUUCAGAUGAAGGCGAUAAUCAAGAUGAAAAGGAUAGUUUAGAUGAUAAAGUUAAUACCACAGUUCCUAUAUCUUAUAAUUCACUUAAAGAUGUCAAAAUUGAAGUUAUCA
This is a messenger RNA of Funneliformis caledonium, 238 nucleotides long. Lineage: Eukaryota; Fungi; Glomeromycota; Glomeromycetes; Glomerales; Glomeraceae. The record is from the annotation of a GenBank genome assembly.